GUUUUCCUGUUUCCUCUAAGUUAUCAAAUGUGUUGGUAUAAAGUGUUUCGUGUUAUUCCUUUAGUAUCCUUUUGAAGCUGUUAAGAUUAGAUUAGUUCAUGAGGGUGGGGGCUCCUAUGAUAGGAUUAUAGCCCUUAUAAGAAGAGAGCUUCUCUCUGCAUGCCAGCACCAGGGAAGGACCAAGUGAGGACAUUUGAAUGAAUUGACUAAGAUCUGCCCUCUCUGCAUGCCAGCACCAGCGAAGGACCAAGUGAGGACAUUUGAAUGAAUUGACUAAGAUCUGCCCUCUCUGCAUGCCAGCACCAGCGAAGGACCAAGUGAGGACAUUUGAAUGAAUUGACUAAGAUCUGCCCUCACCAAGAAAGUGAAAAACCUACCCUAAAAUUCAUAUGAAACCUCAAGGGAGACCAAUUAACCAAUACGACCUUGAAAAAGAACAAAGCUGGAGGACUCACACUUCCUGAUUUCAAAACUUACCACAAAGCUAUAGUAAUCAAAACAGUGUGGUACUGGCAAAAAGACAGACAUAGACCAAUGGAACAGAAUAGAAAGCCCAGAAAUAAACACUCAUGUGUAUGGUCAAAUGAUUUUUGACAAGAAUCCCAAGACCAUUCAAUGGGGAAAAAACAAUCUUUCACCAAUUUUUGCUAGGAAAACUGGAUAGUCAUAUACAAAAGAAUGAAGUUAGACCCUAUCUAACAUCACAUACAAAAAUUAACUCAAGUGUAUUCAUGAUCUAAACUUAAGACCUAAAACUAUAAAAAUCUAAGAAAAAAACAUAGGACCAAAACUUUAGGACAUUGGAUUUGAUAAUGAUUUCUUGGAUAUGACAGCAAAGGCACAGGAAACAAAAGAAAAAAUAGACAAGUGGGAAAAUAGGAUUUGUUGUAGAAAAAUUCGCUCUGCAAGAGACUCUUUGUAGGUCUGUAAAUUGCAUGAGAAAAUGUGAGCACUGAUACAAAAACUAAGGUACUUCGGAAAUGGAAAUUCUCCAACGUAGGGCCUGUUAAGCAGAGUCUCAGGAUGUGUUUUCAAGGAAGGUCGCUGCCUGUUUAUUAUCCUGCUCAUGGCGGUGUACUGGUGCACGGAGGCCCUGCCUCUCUCUGUGACAGCCCUGCUGCCCAUCAUCCUCUUCCCCUUCUUGGGCAUCCUGCCCUCCAACAAGGUCUGCUCCCAGUACUUCCUGGACACCAACUUCCUCUUCCUCAGUGGUCUGAUCAUGGCCAGCGCCAUCGAGGAGUGGAACCUGCACCGGAGAAUUGCCCUCAAGAUCCUGAUGCUAGUUGGGGUCCAGCCGGCCAGGCUCAUCCUGGGGAUGAUGGUGACCACCUCCUUUCUGUCCAUGUGGCUGAGCAACACAGCCUCCACCGCCAUGAUGCUGCCCAUUGCCAGCGCCAUCCUGAAGAGUCUUUUUGGCCAGAAGGAAGUUCGUAAAGACCUCAGCUGGGAGAGUGAAGCAAACGCAGCUGCUGUGCGGAAAAACGGCCUGCACACUGUGCCCACGGAGAUGCAAUUUAUUGCCGGCACAGAAGACAAAGACUGCCCUGAGGAGGCAGAGACUCCAAUGGAUCUCCAGGCUAACUCCAAGAAGGAGGAGGAAUAUCGCAGAAACAUCUGGAAGGGCUUCCUCAUCUCCAUCCCUUACUCUGCCAGCAUCGGGGGCACUGCCACCCUCACGGGCACAGCCCCCAACCUCAUCCUGCUUGGGCAGCUCAAGAGUUUCUUCCCACAGUGCGACGUAGUAAAUUUCGGCUCCUGGUUCAUCUUCGCCUUCCCUCUCAUGCUGCUGUUCCUGCUGGUGGGCUGGCUCUGGAUCUCCUUCCUGUACGGAGGGAUAACCUUGAGGAGCUGGAGGAAGAAGAAAUCUGAGAUCAGAACUGAUGCAGAAAACAGGGCUCGAGCUGUGAUUCGGGAGGAAUUCCAGAACCUGGGGCCCACCAAGUUUGCUGAACAGGCCGUGUUCAUCCUUUUCUGCAUGUUCGCCAUCCUCCUCUUCUCCCGGGACCCGAAGUUCAUCCCUGGCUGGGCCAGCCUCUUCACCCCCGGGUUUAUUUCUGAUGCUGUCACCGGCGUGUCCAUUGUCACCAUCUUGUUCUUCUUUCCAUCCCAAAAACCAUCUCUCAAGUGGUGGUUUGACUUUAAAGCUCCCAACACAGAGACAGUGCCCUUGCUGACGUGGAAGAAGGCUCAGGACACGGUGCCCUGGAACAUCAUCCUUCUCCUGGGAGGAGGCUUCGCCAUGGCCAAAGGCUGUGAGGAGUCGGGGCUGUCCGCGUGGAUCGGCGGGCAGCUGCACCCCCUGGAGAAGGUGCCGCCGGUGCUGGCCGUGAUGCUCAUCACCGUGGUCAUCGCCUUCUUCACCGAGUUUGCCAGCAACACGGCCACUAUCAUCAUCUUUCUGCCCGUUCUGGCGGAGCUGGCCAUCCGCCUGAGGGUGCACCCCCUGUACUUGAUGAUCCCUGGCACAGUCGGCUGCUCCUACGCCUUCAUGCUCCCUGUCUCGACGCCCCCCAACUCAAUCGCCUUCGCCUCUGGGCACUUGCUGGUCAAAGACAUGGUGCGGACGGGAUUCCUGAUGAACCUGAUGGGUGUCCUGCUGCUCAGCCUGGCCAUGAACACCUGGGCACAGACCAUCUUCCAGCUGGACACCUUCCCUGAGUGGGCCAACAUCCACUUAGCCAAUGUCACCGCCCUGCCAUCCACCUUGGCCAAUGACACAUUUCGGACCCUCUGAGUCCCCCUUGGGGACUCUCUUUGGGCUGGGCCCUCCCAGUUUUUGCCAUCACCUGCUGCUAGGACCCUACAGGAUGAUCAAGCAAUUCUUCUCUGAGAUCCAGUACACAGCAAGCAAGGGUGACCUCCAGCGGUCCACUUGGGUCUACAGGUUCAUUAUCUAGGGUAUCUUUUCCUUCUCUAUCAUGCAGUUCAGGGCCCAGAUACCUCCUAGAUCUGCCACUUGAAAAACAAACCCCUUUAACUCUGAGCCGUUCUGUGGUUAGGAAGCCAGAAAGCCCAACCGCAGCGACAAUAAGUGAAUCUAGAAUGGCUUCAACACCUGGGAUGAGGGGCACAGCUACUAUCCCUCGCUGACUAGGUUACACUCUGGAGAGACCAUCUUGCCUGGAGGGGCCACCUUGAGUCAAGAGGCUUUGGGGGCUGCCAUGUUCCCGCCUAGUCGUCCCCGCUGUUCAGAGCCGGUGUGUGUCCUGCUGGGCGGAGGCCCAUUCUGUGCCGGUUGUUUGAGUAUCACCCCUACCGGUACCCAGCAGCCAGGGUUGCUUUCAAUUCCUGGAGAUAAGGGGAGGGACGGAUGACUUUCCGAGGACAUGGAGACCGUGCAGAGCCUCUUUGCUGCUUCUCUGGGCUCCCGAGCACACAAGGAAAGUUCUAGACCUUUCUACCCAAGCUUUUUAGGAUUUUCCUGUUUAAUCUGAUUCAGUGUGGCCACAGUUCUGGAGUCAGGCCAAGUCUGGGCCCUGCCCUCUCAUGGGUGGCCGGCCAACGGCCCCACCCAGCCAGGCCCCUCCUGCGUGGGUCCCGCAGGGGCUUUGUGGCUGCCGGCGUCUUUUUCUAGGAGCCGGGCUUUGCCUGCCCACUCCUACCCCCCCGAGCAGUAAGCAUGUUUGAUUAGUCAAGGCCACAUUUUUCAGGGGUGAAAGAAAAGCCAAGGUAAAUCAGGGCCUUGUAAAAGGCCAGGGUCAAAUGCCUCAGGCAGGGAAAUAUAAUUCUCUUCUACAGACAAGGACAGCUUAAGACUGCCCCUGAGCUGGUGGCUGGCGGAGCCUGUCCUAGAGGAUUUGAUCCCUCCUUGUUUCAGGCAGGAAUUCACUCGGCACCCCCAGUGAAUAGCACAGCUUGGACCCAACAGGUGCUUGGGAAGUGUCUGGAAUCAGUGGCCAGGCAUUAGCCCAGCAUCAGAAAAGGCGCUGGCUGAGGGGCCCAGAAAACUCACCGCCUGCUUCCUACGCCUCUGAGGGAUGAGAUUCCCCGAGCAGCUGGGGCUGGGGAGGAAGCACCCAGGGGCUGGGCGUGUUUUUAGAAUGGCACAGUGAGUCGUGGAUGUUUCCCUUGGGGCAGGGAGAGGGAGGAGGGGGCCCUGUGGUUGGAAAAUGAGCUCCCAGUCCUUCUUGUGGGGGCACUACAAGAUUUAGUCACAGUUACAGCCUGCUGGGGUUAGGGGUGCACUCCUGUAGGACAGGGGAGGGGAGAAGUUCAUUCACAGAGAAACCCAAAGGGCUUGUAACCAGGUGAAUCAUGAUUUCAAAUACUUUUGAUUAAAAAUGCUAUAAAAUAAUGUUAAUUGAA
Molecule: messenger RNA, 4305 nt
Organism: Camelus dromedarius (Arabian camel)
Lineage: Eukaryota; Metazoa; Chordata; Mammalia; Artiodactyla; Camelidae
Gene: SLC13A3
Product: solute carrier family 13 member 3
Exons: 14
Coding region: 1067-2734 (555 amino acids)
Biological process (GO): citrate transport; transmembrane transport
Cellular component (GO): membrane
Molecular function (GO): sodium:dicarboxylate symporter activity; citrate transmembrane transporter activity; succinate transmembrane transporter activity
Source: RefSeq, a predicted model, not a curated record